CGGCCUUUAAGGUAGAGAUAUGAUAGUACCAACGUCACCAGCGCACGUAACGUAGAAAAUCCGAAUUCUCUGUCAUUUACAUAUUAUCUGGAUUUUACGCGAAUAUGAGCGUUGAAUCAGUUAGUAUUAGUGCUUACAUAAAGGACGACUACAAAACGGUCGAUAGUUGGGUGCAAAAUGGAGUCAAAUGGUUGGAAGAGCUUCAUCAGUUUUAUAAAGAACGGAGUCUAAUCGAAAAGGAGUACUCGCAGAAGCUAGCGUCACUCGCAAAGAAAUAUUUUGAAAAGAAAAACAAGCGAUCCUCCUCGCUUUCGAUUGGUGAUUCACCUACUUCCUCUGCUGGUUCAUUGGAAUGUGCUUCUCUUACCACUUGGACGAAGAUUUUGGACGGCUUGACAGAAGAAGCUCGCCGAAUACAGAAUUUCUCAAACGAUUUAGGCUCUCAGAUUUCCGACCAAUUUUUGAAUUUACAGGGCCAAGCGGAAUCCAUGCGAAGGAAUCAGCAUGGUUAUUACAACAGCUUGUUAGAUGAACGCGAGCGUAUCGACGCCGGUGUCAAAAAGGCGAAACAGGAUUAUUACAGCAGCUGCGAAGUCUUGGAAUCUGCUCGGCAGAAGAAAGACAAACUCGGUGACGAUAAAAGUAAACGAGGUUACCAGGACGCGUUAACGGAAAUGAAUAACAAAAAGAAUGGGUAUGUCCUUACUAUUACGGAGUUCAACGCCCACACGAAAUUGUAUUUCAGUAAGUUAUUGCCCGAUGUCGUGGACAGCUUGCAACAAGUGAACGAAUUUCGAGUUCAAAAAAUGAACUCGCUGUGGAAGCAUUCUCUUCAUCUCGAAAAGUCCUGCUACUCUGACUUGUCUCAAAAAACGGAUGAACUCAAUAAUGAGAUCAACCUAAACAGUCCAAACCUAGAUACUGUCAUGUUCGUUAAACACAAUCAAAAGAACUGGACGCCCCCGAAUGACCUUCCCUUUGAACCGUCUCCCAUUUGGCACGACACGGAUUCGAUUGCUACCUACGAUACCAACAUCAAUUACCUACGUAAUAUGCUCAUUCAGAAUCGCAAAGAUUUUGAAACUGCAGCUGCUUCGUAUGAGUCUGUCAUGGAGGAAUCAAACAAGUUAGAAAAGGCACACAGCAAGUCUUUGCUCGAAUUGCCGCAUGCGGUCGUGCUCAAAAUGGCAGAAGUUGAACAGUUGAAGGCCCGUUUUCAAACGCGAAUGCAUGAUUUACAGAGCCGGAUAGAUCUGAUCCUUAACACAGCCGGUGCUCUCGACGAGGGAACGCAACCUCAUGAUUUCCGUCAUACAAGCUUUGCCUUACCAACAAAUUGCGACUACUGCAAGAGCACUAUUUGGGGUCUCUCAAAACACGGAUGUGUCUGUAAACGUUGUAACUAUCAUUGUCAUGCUCGCUGUGAGAUGAAAGUUCCUCCAGAGUGUGGAAAAGCUGAACCUUUGGUCUCUAUUUCACGUAAUGCUUCCUUGAGAAGAAGCAACGUUGGAAGCAUUUCCUCCACCAAUUAUGCAAAUACAACAAGGAGUGUCGAGAAUCAUGGUGCUGGUAGCAUGCGAAACGAAGAGGUCGAUGAUUUUGGUAACAUCGCCGUGAGUCGUGCAACUACGAAUACCAGUGAGUCGCAACCUUCGCCGUUUGGUGAUUCAUCUCAGACUCCUGCUGAUGCUGCCGCUACUUCUGCUGCAGAAAAUGAAACGGUUCAGGUGCUGUACGAUUACGUUGGAACAACGGACGAUGACCUGAACGUGAAAGAAGGGCAAAUGGUAGUUAUUUUGCAGCCAGAUGAUGGUACUGGUUGGGUUCGUGCUCGUUCAGGGUCGGCAGAGGGUUUAGUCCCUGCUUCGUACCUUGAUUUGCCCGGGCAAGCAUCCGUAGCCCAGGAUGAAAGCUAUGUAAGGGCUUUGUAUGAUUAUACUGCGCAGACUGAUUUAGAAAUCAGUUUACAGGCUGGAGACGUCAUUCGCGUAAUUCAAAGAGAUUCCGGUAACGGCUGGUCUGAAGGCGAGCUCGAUGGUCGCAUUGGACAAUUUCCAGCAAACUACGUCGAGGAUAUAUGAGUGACGGAAGAAAAGACGGUCUAACAAGCUUUAAGCGCAGGCUGUUUAGAGAGUUUUUAACCUACUUUGUUUUGUGUUCAUUUGUUCUUAUGUGUAAAAGAGAAGAGAAAUUUCGUCUGUCCUUUUCUUGGUGAACUAACCACGCCUGCAUCACCGGCAAGCUUCCGGGUGCUUUUUAAGUACAAGAAGUGAAUUAACCUUCUUUAUGAUCAAGACAGUAAUGAUUAAUUAGUUGUUGAGCAUA
Messenger RNA from Schizosaccharomyces japonicus yFS275, 2325 nucleotides. RefSeq names its product diacylglycerol binding protein Bzz1. The transcript has 8 exons. Gene Ontology annotation, molecular function: diacylglycerol binding; cytoskeletal protein-membrane anchor activity. Gene Ontology annotation, cellular component: actin cortical patch. Lineage: Eukaryota; Fungi; Ascomycota; Schizosaccharomycetes; Schizosaccharomycetales; Schizosaccharomycetaceae. Bases 105 to 2081 code for a protein of 658 amino acids. Gene Ontology annotation, biological process: actin nucleation; Arp2/3 complex-mediated actin nucleation. The record is from RefSeq and is a predicted model, not a curated record.